Messenger RNA from Phalaenopsis equestris, 1796 nucleotides. RefSeq names its product trihelix transcription factor GT-1-like. NCBI's taxonomy places the organism in Eukaryota, Viridiplantae, Streptophyta, Magnoliopsida, Asparagales, Orchidaceae. Bases 56 to 1219 code for a protein of 387 amino acids. The transcript has 5 exons. The record is from RefSeq and is a predicted model, not a curated record.
CCAAACAAAUCAAACAGAAGGGCUUCGCUUCUCUUAUGGGUAUUACUUCUCUGAGAUGUCCUUUUCCCUCACUCUAGAGCAGCUUCUCGCCUGCGGGGAUUUUCCUUUCCAGCGAAGGGGAGAAGAGGAUCAACUCGACGAGCCAAGGAAGAGAAUGACCAUGAGCGAGAGCAGCUGCGGUGACGACCAUGAGGCUAGAACCCAUGGCCCUAAUCCCAAGAAGCGUGCUGAGACCUGGGUCCAGGAAGAAACCCUUUGUCUCAUCGCCCUACGCCGCGAGAUGGAUCGUCUCUUUAACACUUCGAAGUCCAACAAACACUUAUGGGAGCAGAUCUCUGCGAAGAUGAGGGAGAAAGGCUUCGAGCGGUCCCCAACCAUGUGUACUGAUAAGUGGAGGAACUUACUGAAGGAGUACAAGAAGGCGAAGCACCAUAGUAGAGUCAGUGGAGGAACAGGAGGGGGCGGUGGCGGGGGGUUAGCGAAAACGGCAUGUUUUAAGGAGCUUGAGGAGUUGCUUAAGGAGCGUGGUCAUAAGAAUUUAGCUUGCAAGGGUUGCGUUUCGUUGAAGAGGGUUGACUCCUUCUUGCAGUUCGCGGAAAAAGGUCUUGAAGAUGUCAAUCUUCUCUUUGGACCCACAGAAGCUACUGGUAGGUCGGUUCUCCAUCAAGAUAGGCAUUUGGAUCAUGAGAGAGAUUCUCUUGCCAUUACAGCAGUAGAUACUGUUACACCUAAUGGUAUUCCUCCAUGGAACUGGAAAGAUAACUCCGCAAAUGGUGAGGAUAAUCAUUCAUCGUAUGUUGGAAGAGUUAUUUUAGUUAAAUUUGGGGAAUACAGCCGAAAGAUAGGCAUUGAUGGCACUAGUGAGUCAAUAAAAGAGGCUAUUAAGGCUGCUUUUGGAUUGAGGACAAGGAGGGCAUUCUGGCUGGAAGAUGAAGAUGAGGUAGUUCGUAGCCUUGACAGAGACAUGCCCCUGGGUACAUAUACUGUUCAUCUUGAUGAAGGAGUAACUUUCAAAUUCUGUGUGUAUGAUGAAAGCGAUCGGUUAUCAGUCCGUACUGAAGAAAAGACGCUCUACACACAAGAAGAUUUCCAUGAAUUUCUGACUCGUCGCUGUUGGACUAGCCUCAGAGAGAUCAACUCCUUGAGAACUGCAGAUACUUUGGAUGAUCUUCAACCUGGAGCCGUGUAUCAAGGGCUGCCUGUUACAAGAGCAAUCUGACCUUGGGUAGCCAUCCCCAGUCUGAUCUAUAAUAGAAAACCAAAACAGGUUUCUCAUGUUCCUCACCAUUUUUUAGGGCGUUAGGUUUCUUCGGGAGCUGAAUUUAAUCGUGCUUUGCUGGGAUCUGCAAAUGCUCCAAUUACAGCAGUCACGCUUCAUAUCAUUCCGGUAACUCAAAUCUGGAUCUGCUCCUUGUAUCCCUGCAUGAGAAAAAAAAUAUCAGUUGAGUAAACUAUUGUAUAUAAUAUUUUUCUGGAUGAUGUUUUUGGCUGUAAAAUUAUUAUUAUGUUUUACACCAGCACUGUUGCGUAGAAGCACUGAGAAAAAAUGUUCAAAUAAUAUUCAGGAUUAAGCUAAUGAAGAAAUUGUAAACUCGGUGCUACUGCGUUACAGAUAAAUAUUAGGAGUUUUAGUUUGCCAGUCCAUUGUGUUUGCUGGCAAGGUUUGAGUGUGUGGCACUUGUACGUCGAUGGUGAAUGCAACCAGCUGAGAUUUAUGUAUUAGCUUCCCGAGUCUCCACUAAUGCAUUAUUUAAGACAUCCCUAUCAUUGCUUAAGCCUAUACUGUUUGAUUUACA